Messenger RNA from Gossypium raimondii (Peruvian cotton), 853 nucleotides. RefSeq lists its product as uncharacterized. The coding region runs from base 300 to 629 and encodes 109 amino acids. The record is from RefSeq and is a predicted model, not a curated record. NCBI's taxonomy places the organism in Eukaryota, Viridiplantae, Streptophyta, Magnoliopsida, Malvales, Malvaceae. The transcript has 2 exons.
CAUCGUCGUCGUCGUCUCUGAUCUUCUUCCCCAUUGUUUCUUCCUUAAAAUCCCUUAAUCCUCCAAAUAUCGGCGGCCCAUUUUCUUCAAUGAAAUCUGAAAAAUUUUAAAAAUCAAACUUAAAAAAUUGGGUUUUCGAAACCUAUUAUUAAAACAUGGGUUUUUGAAACUUGUUUUUAAAAAUUAGUCUUCACCAGUUCCCGUUCUUCGCUUCUCCAUUCCCUUCCGUAGAAAAACUUCUCUUCCAUCGCCAAGCCAAGCCCCCAAAACCAAUUUAUAAGCUUUGCAUUCUCGAACCAAUGGCGAUCAAAGUCUUGUUUUACUGGGGAAAUUUAGGGGUUUCUCUUAUACCAAAAUUUCCAAAGCAUUUUUGGUUUUAUUUCUCAAAUACCCAUCAGGAGGUUUCAAGCAAAAGUCUUUUGGGUUGCAGAGUUCGAUUUUUCAGACCUCAGAUUCCCAAAGGCAGAUUUGGUUUUGGUCCAAAUUGUGGCCUUUUGAAGAGCCGUUGUUGGAGAAGUGGAACUUGGGGGAGGAGGAUGAUGAAGAUGGAAAGAAACAAUGGAGAUGAUGAUGAUGAUGAUGAUGAUGAUGAUGAUGAUUUUAAAAUAAAUUUAAUGAUUUUAAAAUAAUUUUUAAUAAUUUUAAAAUCAUUUGUGAUGUUGGCAUAUAAGAUAAAAUAGUGCAAUAUCAACAUUUAAAUACACUUGGACUGCCAUGUCAGUAGUUAAUGUUGACCGUUAGUUAACUAAUAGUCAAGUCAACAUGUCUAUUAAAAAUAGAUCAAUUUGACAAAAAAACGUUAGUGAUCUAAAAAAUAAAUAUAAAAAGUCAAAGUGACCAAACAACCAAACGU